AUGGAAAUUUUUGAGAACCCUGUCCUACAGGAAAAUUUACGAAAUCUUCUAGAAUUCAGUCAAUCCAUUUAUUGGUUGGUACAUAAUCGAGGGCAAAUCGGCUUUCGGCACUUAUGCAUGCUUCUCCUUGUGCUUGUCUACACGUUACUAGGAGGAGUUAUGUUUUUCAGCAUUGAGACCAGAUAUGAUAGCAAAACCAUUUCUGCUAGGUUAGAAAUUUCUCAACAUAACAUUCAUACUUCCACUCCCGAAUUUCAUUUAAUGUCGUCAAUGAUGACCAAUUCAGCCUAUGUUUCGUUACUAAAGAACGAGUCACUCUACGCCAUUAGUACCUACUACAAAUCAUUGGAUCCUGCAAAUCUCAAAUGGACCUAUGGCAGCGCAAUUUUUUUCUCAAUGAAUCUGUACACUACUACUGGAUACGGUUCAAUAGCACCCGAGUCAAUGCUAGGGCAAUUCUGUGCUAUCUGGUAUUCAGUAUUAACAAUUCCCGUCACAUUAGUUGUGGUUCGUGACCUUGGCCAAUGGUUGCUUGUUCACCUCACAAAGAUCUACGUGCAUGCUCUAGUCUACCACAGGAGAACCAUGGGCUAUAUUGAGCAGCCUGAAGAUACUAUGAUAUCCUUGCCAAUAAAAUUCUGUAUCUCAUUGUUGGCCGGCUAUCUGUUGGUUUCUUCUGUCUUCGUUUACCUGCUCGACGAUUGGUACGGUGAUACUCCACACACGGGCGUGUCGUUCUUCAUUGCUUUUUAUUUUUCAUACAUUUCUCUGAGCACUAUUGGAUUGGGUGACAUCAUGCCAAAUAACGCAACGCUAAGAAGUUUGCUUAUAGACCAUCUGGUCAUUCAGUUCCAUCCUGCCAUCUCAACACUGUUCUUUUUUGGCUCGCCGGUAAUGAAGGUCGUUAAUCGAGUAACGUACAUCUUCAUUGAAAACGGCAUAUUCGGUACGUUCCAAAUGACUAGCGGUGGCCUACCGAUGUAUCGAGCCAGUGCUGCUAUCCUCCCAGACAAGCCUGGUACCGAUUUAGUCCAUGUGUUUAAGAACGAGGCUACUGUGAUGCUCAAUGGGCUCACAAUACGUUCACUGGCCACAUUUGCACGUGCGAAUGCCGACGUGUACGGUGGUGGUUUCGGACGAGUGAAUCUGCGUAAAGGAGAUCUCGUCCAGUCAAAGACGAGUGUCAACAACAAUCAAGCAUCACCGUGA
This is a messenger RNA of Angiostrongylus costaricensis, 1209 nucleotides long. The record is from the annotation of a GenBank genome assembly. NCBI's taxonomy places the organism in Eukaryota, Metazoa, Nematoda, Chromadorea, Rhabditida, Metastrongylidae.